AAAGUCAGACUAGUCCUCAGACUCGGUAAUAGGAGCACCGGUCUGGGGAAAGAGAAUCAAACUUGAAAGAAGGGUCGCUGCUACCAGUGCACCAUCGGAUGGGUAGCAGUGGUCGUGAUGGUCUCCGCCGUGGUAAUGUAUCUAUUAUGAUGGUGUCCUUCUACGUGGGAAGUGGAUGAUGAGUCAGGGAAGAAAUCAAGAAUGUCUAUACCGGUACCAUACGCUCUUCCUACAACAAACAUCUGCAGAAUCAAAAGGUAAGUAUUUUAGCAUUGAGAAAUGAUUGGUAAGUGUCAUCAAGUUUAGUUUUUACAGAAUAAUCGAGCAACCACGAGGGUUUCCUCAGAUACAUCUCAUUUUGAAGUACUAUGAUCUCAUGAUUAGGCAGUGCCCUGCACCACAACAUAUGAAUAUCGAGUUUGUAGAGAGAGACCAACCCAGCUGAAGAUGGAAUGCAAUGUGGCUUCUUCUGUUGGGGUUUGCAUACCACUUUUGGAAUAUUUGGCUUGCCUGGAACGCCUUCAUUUUCGACAACAUGGCUCAUUCCCCGACCUCAUCCGCAAUUAAGUUUGAUCGUGACUUCAUGGAAUCGCAGACUUCUCCUGCUCUUCUUUCCAACCGACUCUAUUGCACCCUCAGCCUAGGGGUUCCCAUUCCCACACCACCGUCGUUCUCUCGAGUGAUGUACUGUGAUGGGUCGUUUGUUUCCGACUCGAGUUUGGCGGCUUAUGGGAUUACUAUUGUCAAUUCUCAUGGUCAGGUGUACGACGACAAGGUUGAGACUUUCUUGUGUUCGCAUCCGAUUAAGGCUGAAGCCCUUGGUCUCCUCAACGCCAUCCUGCUUGCGGUUCAUGAUGGGAUUACUACCUGCAUUCGUGCGGAUUGCCAGGUGCUUUCUCUUGCUCUCAAUCAGGACUCCAUGGCAUUGUCGAGCUACCAUUGCUCAGAUGUCUCUUCUUCUUCGAUCUGCUCCUUGCAUCCAGAUUAAGUUCAUUCCCCGACGGCUUAACCUACUUGCAGAUUGGGUUGCUCGCCAAGCUAGGGAAGCUUCGUUACCUUUGAAAUGGAUCUUAAUUGUUAAUAUCAUUGCACUAUUUUUGUAACGAACAUUUGGUUUCUUUUCGGAUGGAAUAUAAGGAUACUCUAAACUGUAAAAAAAAAAAAAAAAAAGUUUACACAAAACCAUUUUUUUUAUUUAAGCUUUAAACGCGAAUAUUAUCAGCGGGGAAAGCUAUUAAAGCAUCGAAUUUGUGGUAAAGGCAACAACUUUCUGCACAAAUUCUCAGUACCUAGAUGAGAAAAACAGCCAUGGGCAGUCCAGAAGAAUACAUUCACUCAUUCCGUGCAUUCUUAUUUUCUCAUACAGAUACCCAAAGCCAACAAUUUGUCAAUGUUGUACAUUCAAUCCCCUUCCGAUGCAAUCUCAAGCAGACAGAGAAUCACAGAAAAGGAACCAACAAUAUCAAUGUUUAACAGCAAGAAAGAGCAUUAUUAAUUACGAAAUAGGAAAAUUGGAAUUGGGAGAAGGAAGCUUGAGGAAGAAGAAAGCGGUCGGUCUCCAAGAGAGGGAGGAGGCCGACGGCUAGGUUGAGAGAAAGGAAGAAGCAGUAGGUUUAGAGAAUUUUGUUAUGUGAUUUCUUAAUUCAUAAAAUCCCACUAAUCACAGAAUAUAUAAGCCGGUAAAUUCUCUGUAACUACCUAAUAAUAAUGUCUAUAUCCAAAAUACCCCAAGUAUCUCAGAAAACCUGCAAAACUUCCCAGAUAUCCAAAACAAGACCAAACGACCAUCAAAUCCAAAACAACAACAAGGGCCAGAAUUUAUGUUUCUAACACAUAGGAUUGGAUUGUCAUUAGCAACUCCGGGUUUCCUGAGAUUAAAUGAAGCACUAGGUGACGAGUUGUAGAGGCAAAACAACAAAUGAAAGGAAUUAGAAGUAAUUAAAUGAAAGAAAUUCUUGAGAUUUACCAAGUUAUUGUUUAGGGAGUCAACGAUCGCUGUCCAUCGUACAUACUCUGCAGUUUCUCGUAGCCUGGAAUUGGGGAAGGCCAGCAAGUAAACCUCGGCUGGAAGAACGUCCUCCAAUUCCUUGUAUCAGUGAAGACUUGUAGGUUUCCCGUCCUCAUAUUGCACUCAAGAAUGGUAUCAAAAGGGCAACAACAGUCUAAGAAGACGAUUUCGGGCCUACUCGGAUGAACGCCAACUACAUCACGCACCUUCAAAUCCUUAAAUUGUACAAGGUUACGGUUUACUAUGAAGUUCGCCAAAUACUCCCAAUAAAUUGACUUCCAUCUUCUCUCGUCUUCCUCCCAUCUCCAAAUAACCAAAGCCUCUGCAUCUGGUCUGUGGAAAACUAUGUGUAAAUAAAGCACCAAGUGAGACCCAAAUCCUGCGCUUCGGUAAGGACCUGGACCACUAGUAAUAACUCACGUUGUCCGGCGAUUCAUCGAUGGAAGUCGGAGGUGUGUGUGGGCAGAAUGGAUUCCACACAAACAGCAAGCAUGUCAUCGGACGGCCAACACACGCGGCCGUUCCACAAGGGCAUCAUCACAUCCCCAAGCAUCAUCUGUAUGGAAGAACCAGAACUAGGAGGAGCCAUGGCGUCUUCCAUCCAUUCCCCGGACUCCGAACAAAACAAGUCUACUAUUGCACGGUCAGGCGAUCUGGAUACAAGGACGACGCGGAAUAGACUGUAAUCCGCGGG
This is a messenger RNA of Linum trigynum, 2702 nucleotides long. The record is from the annotation of a GenBank genome assembly. Lineage: Eukaryota; Viridiplantae; Streptophyta; Magnoliopsida; Malpighiales; Linaceae.